Molecule: messenger RNA, 1614 nt
Organism: Trypanosoma conorhini
Lineage: Eukaryota; Euglenozoa; Kinetoplastea; Trypanosomatida; Trypanosomatidae
Product: protein kinase
Exons: 1
Coding region: 1-1614 (537 amino acids)
Molecular function (GO): protein binding
Source: RefSeq, a predicted model, not a curated record
AUGGGCUGCGGCAGUAGCAGCGCGCGGCGCCGGGGCUCCGACGAGCCCUUGCACGACUACGAUGCGGUGAAUUUCGGCCUGCCGUGGGGGCGGGGGGCCGCAGUGCAGCUGUCGCCGGUGGGCGGGAAGGAGGCGGCGUCGCUGCGCGGCGACGGUGACGCGGCGGCGGAGGAGGCGGCGACGACGACGGACGAGGAGCUCUCCGACAUCACCAACAGCAUCUCCACGCGGAGCAGCGAGGGCGGCGGCGGCGGCGCGCCGGGCGGCCCCUUCCCCUUCAAGUCGGACGACCUGGAGCGGAAGCGCAACGAGGUGCCGCCCUCCAUAGAGGAGGACCUCUUCGUCUACGACGACGUCGUCGUUUCGAAGAACGAAGCCCAGACGCGGCACUGGCGCAUCGAGGGGCGUCGACCGCAGACCUCCAGGCGGGCCUCGCGGAAACCCAACGACGGCGCCGCGUCAGACAACUUGUUCCACUUCACCGACUUCAACGUGUGCGUUGACGAGGUGGACAUGACGGUGGAUCAGCCGACGGGUAGCCUCGCAAUGCAGCAGCUGGCGUUUGGGAAUAGGGCGCAGCAGGCGGUUUUGUUGGGGGCCACCGUCAUGAAAACGUUUAGCACGGCUCCCAACACGGUUGUCGCGAUGCUGCGCGCCAACGAGGAAAAGUCGGCGAAGACCUCCUGCCGCCCGCUGCGGGGCGUCAAGGUGGAGACGUUGAUUGGGCACGCAUUUCGCGUGCGGUGCCUUUCUGUGUCCCCUGUAGAGCGUAGUUUGGUGAGUUGCUCCAACGAGGACGCCUCGGUCACGCUGCGCAGCCUUGUGACUGGAGAGGAGGAGGGCAUCUUCACCGGUCACCGCGACAACGUCAUCGCCGCCGCCAUCUCCCCGGACGGGAAGUACCUUGCCACCACCAGCAAAGACUUCACCAUGGCGUUAUGGGACGCCAACACAGGCAAGCUACUGUACGUACUGCAGCAUGAAAUGGUUGUGAUUUGCUGCUGCUUUGCCCCAGACAGUAAGACGGUGGUUUCGGGGUGCCAAGACCGCGUCUGCCGCGUCUGGGACACCCGGACGGCGCGGGAACGCGUAAAGUACACGCACCAUGCUGGAAUCAUUGUCAGCGUGGCAUAUAGCCCCGACGGGGCAUGCGUGUGUAGCACAUCCGCCGACCGAACCCUACAGGUGUGGUCGGCAACGAGCGGCAAGAUGAAACUUACGAUGCGAGGCCACACUGGAAUUAUUUUGGCGUGUAGUUACACCUCCGAUGGAAAGUAUAUUGUCAGUAACGAUGAGGUGCACCUUUGCGUCUGGAUCGCCGCCAGCGGGUUGUGCAAGCUCCGCCUAGCCGUCACGAAGGUCGCUGGCGUGCCACGUGCCGCGGCCCGUGCCGGGAAGCUGAGGUGGACGUUUUCCUCCGCCGCACCCGGCGCCUUCACGCAGUACAUUAUAGUGGCCUGCACAAACCGCUACGUGUAUAUUCUCGACGUUGACGGUCAUGAGCAUUACAGCGAGUUCUGCAAGGCUCCCGUGUACUGUUUGGCGGUUGGUUACAAGGAGAAGGCCGUAUUUGGGGACAGUUUCGGCAAUGUGUACGUUAUGACGCUCUCGUAG